Messenger RNA from Beta vulgaris subsp. vulgaris (sugar beet), 1280 nucleotides. RefSeq names its product ethylene-responsive transcription factor ERF014. The transcript has a single exon. Lineage: Eukaryota; Viridiplantae; Streptophyta; Magnoliopsida; Caryophyllales; Amaranthaceae. Gene Ontology annotation, molecular function: DNA-binding transcription factor activity; DNA binding. Gene Ontology annotation, biological process: regulation of DNA-templated transcription. Bases 101 to 895 code for a protein of 264 amino acids. The record is from RefSeq and is a predicted model, not a curated record.
UGAUUCUCUACUCUCCAGUUUUCUUUCACCUCUAUCACCCUCACACUAAAAUUGAAAGAGAGACGAAAAACAAGCAAUAAGCAAGCUACAAAUUAGUGUAAUGGUUAAGUCAGAGCAGAAGAGCCAAUGCGAAGCAUCAUCAUUAUCAUCACCAAUACCAUCAUCCUCAUUGUCGUCAUUAAAAAAGAAAUACAAAGGAGUGAGAAUGAGGAGCUGGGGUUCCUGGGUUUCAGAAAUUAGAGCUCCAAAUCAGAAAACAAGAAUCUGGUUGGGUUCUUAUUCUACCCCAGAAGCUGCUGCUAGGGCCUAUGAUGCUGCACUCUUAUGCCUUAAGGGUUCUUCUGCUAACCUCAACUUUCCUCUCUCUGCUUAUUCCAACUGUCAUCCUCUCAUCCCUUGUCAUGAUUCAGCUACUGUCAUGUCUCCUAAAUCAAUACAAAGAGUUGCUGCUGCUGCUGCUGCUGCUAAUAAUAAUAAUAAUGUUGUUGAUGAUACCUCCACUAAUACUCAUACUCAUCAUGAUCCAUCCUCGCUUUCUUCUCAAACUCAUCCAUCUUCAUCAAUAUCAAUGUCAAUGUCAUCUUCUUCAUCAGUAUCAUUGUCAUCAUCCCCUUCUCUGUCAUCUUCUUCACCAGAGCUUCAACAUCUGCAUCAGCUCAUUGAUGAUACCAUCUCUCUUACUCCCGCUUUUGACAAUACUAAUGACGUCUCAUCCAUGGCUAAUCAUAUGCCUGUGAAUAUGAUGAUGAAUGAUCCAUGGUCUUGCUUUGACUUGUCUCCUAAAUGCAUCGAUCCCAUGAUCAAUUCCAUGUUCUUCAAUCCCCCAUCUAUCAAUAUUAUUGAUAUCGACCACUUCUACGAUGAAGGAGAUAUUCCAUUGUGGAGCUACCACUGAUCUCUAGUCAUUCCAAUCUCUGUUCCCUUCAUCAUAACUAUAUUAUUCAUUAUUCUUAUUCAUUUCACCCUUCUCGCGGGAAGCGUCUUCAGGACGACACUGACAAAUGACAAUCACGUAUAGUAUUAUUUUAUAUACUCCAUAAUCUAUGUAUUCUUUCUAAUUACUUUUUUUUUAAAAAAAAUUUAGCACAAGGAGUACUAUGCAAUUAGAAACAAUUUAAGCUACUUCAAUUCAUUUACCAUUGAGGUCUGCCUUUUUUUUGGGCCUCAUCGUCAUCAUAUAUAUAUAUAUAUGUAUACUUGUACUCAAAAGUUCAUUGUUUGUAAGAUCAGCAUUCAAAUUAAUUGUACGUUUCAUCUUUCGGUAAGUUCUAUUUAUACCA